ACACCUCGGCAAAAGCAACGAAAUUCUGCGACAAACCGGUCACGACAUCGCUUCGGCAUACUUUGAAGUAUUUCAGCAUGCGGCACUCCGGGCAUAUUUAGCGUUUUCAGAUUCCGACAUGCCGACGGAAAGCGAAACGAAAUCUGUGGAUUUCUUGAGUGGAUUGUCCGGACUGCUCACUGACCUUAUUGGUCUGGUGUGUUUAAGGGGCAGUCCGUUAGCUGGAUUCACAACAAUUGCCGGCUAUCAAUGCGUCACCAUCAACAUAGAGAAGCUAACGCCAGAAGCCGAUAACUUAACGUACCUUGUAACGACUCCCACCAUGGGGACUUCGUCUUCACAGAACGUGAAGGCGCUGCACGCUGCGUUCGAGCAAAGGGCAAAACCUUCACCUUCGGAAUCGCGAGCCAAUAGUUUACUCCAAGCUCGGCUCGCGAACUCCAGUACAGCGGACGCACUGAUUCCUCAGUUAGACGAGGAAGCCACCCCUUUGGCAAGUCGAAAGCGAAAAAGCACAUCCGAUUUGGCACAGGAGAGCUUUCGGAAGAAGGUAAUGAAAGUGAAUUCAGACCAGGAGUCUCAGCUGGCCAAGGAAAUAAGGUCAAUACCUGAUGAGAACAUACAUGUUCUCCCCGGGCAACGUUCCGAUUAUUUACGACAGAUCACGGGUCCUGAGAGCUUCACAUUUUGCUCUCCGUUUGACGAGCUGGCCUUCUCAUCGAUGUCUUUUCAAACGGCUGUUGACCAGCUGGGCGAAUUGCCGCAAAUAAGUUCAAACCUUCGGUCAAAGCAUCAAGCUAUAAGUCUACACAUGACGUCGACCCUGGAUGAGAAACUGAAGCGCUUCGAAGAAGCGGGACAGCGAUAUAACUUGCUGGCAAAGUAUUUAGAUACCCUCGAGACCAUGGCGCGGAACCUGAGAAGCGCCGCUUUGGUGCGGCCCGUUCCGGAAGAAGCAGCUGCACCUCCGCCGCUGGCUGAACAACCAGGACAAGCAAACGAGGACGAUGGGCCGCAGAAUAAAGAGGUGGAUAAGCCAAUGCUGGAACGCGAUGAUGGAGAAGACGAGGAGGAGGAGCACAGACUCAGCCCCGCCUGCAUCGAUGAAAUCGCGGAUGUGUCUCAAAGUGUGUCAUUGCCGACAAUCGCAGAGAGCAGUAACGAAGCUGAGCAUGCUGAAGUACCGGAACCCACGCAUAAUGUCACCCUGCAAGCUAAACUAGAGAAAAUCUGGGAGCAAAUGCCAAGGGAAGCUGAGGGGUCGACAGGGGCUCCGGCCUCACCGGCACAAAAUCUCGCAACAGAACGACGAUCACACACAGAAACAGAUGUGCCAGCAGUGCCGAGUGGUGAAUCGGUCGUGGAUGUGCCAAAAUCACCCGAAAGGGCUACCAACGGAACAGCGUCUUCACCAGAACCACAGCGAUUUCUCGAAAGGCGGAACGCCACUGGAGAACCUCCGAGUUCCAGCACAGUUUCUCAUCGGGCGGAGGAGACGCGUGAUGAGGCCGAGGCUGAGCCAGAGAACAGAGCGACAACACCAGCACCGGAAGUCAUUGUGAAAGUAGAAGCACCAACGCCUCGCAAGAUUGGCCUCGAGGAAUAUAUGCGAAUGAAGGGGAAGCUUGCUGCUAGCAAUUCGACACAAAAGUUCGAAGAGCCGAAACCGCGGGUAGAUACGACUUCAUCAGCGCCAUCGAACGAAGAGCGCGAAACCGAACCGGCAAAGGAACUCCGACCGUCGGGAAGUGCGGAAAAUGCCAAGCAACAGGAGUCCUCUGAAAGAGCGGAUGUCACGGCGGGGACGGGGCCUCCGAAAGAGAAACAGCCUGCCAAUGAACCAGCUGUGGCCGAGACCAAAGCGAUAUCCGUCGCACUUACCAGUCCGGUGGCCACCGAGGCACGGGCGCCAAGAGAGGAGAUCAAGCCGGCGGUCUACAAAAGCGAAUUGAGGAUCGUGACGAUAGACCGUCCCUUCGGGCAAACUGAUGAUGACCGAUCACGGGAGUCUGUCUUACGGAAAAGCAGCCCACACCCGCAUAGCCGCAGCCAGAGCGCUGAUCGGCCAAUAGCAAAGCGGCGAGACUCUCGCGGCGAACAUACUCCCAUCCGAGUCGUCUACCUCCAGGACGCAGCCAAAAGCCCUCCCCCGCGCUCCUCCCGCUCAUCAUCCAUCGACAGUCGCGAAAGAGAUCGCGACCGAUAUCACCGCUCUGCACCCGCUUCCAUCCGCAACAGCCCUACACUGAAAGACGAUAUUGAGGAAGGGGAAGUGGCCGACUCAUGGUCGGGGGAAACGCCUACGUCCUCGCGUUUCGAUCGGAAUCGGCGGUCAGGGUAUUUCUCGUUCGCAGAUCGAGAAAGAGAACGGGACCGUGACCGUGACCGCUCCUCAAGGAAUCCGGUGAGCCCCAUUUCCGUGCGAAAGCUCGACCGAGAACGAGACCGGGACAGAGAUAGUGCACGGAGUUACAGCCCAUCAGUCUCGAACCGCGACUCUGUGAGCUCAAGAGAUAGAUACUGGGACCGCGACCGGGACCGAGAAAAAGACCGGGCGAGGGAUAGAGACCGCGACCCGGAUCGGAAUCGCGCCCGAGACCGAGAGCGGGACAGGGAACGGGAACGGGACUGGAAUGACAGCAAAGAGCCGGAUACUCGCUCUGCGUCUUCCUCUUCUGCGUGGGAUAAGGAUCGAGACCGGGCAAAUCCAUGAAAACUCAUGGGUCUGUUCUCGGAUUGUAGAUUUUAAUGUCUGCCGUGACAUACGGAUUCUGAUUUUCAUCAGGCCGGAUGUGUUUGUCAAACGCGAUUUUUGUAUUGCAUUACAAAGACGGAAUAUACCCUGGUGAUGGGCAGUGAUAUCCUCGCUGCGAUCUCUAGCUACUUUUGGUGAAUACGUAGACCCAUCUAUGCAGGGGAGAGAAGAAACAGACCUCGCCCGGUACGCCUUCACAAAGCAAAACCCAAAGUAAUACGCCCGGUGCACUUUUUCUGCCCUCAGUUGCCGCGAAGAUCUGAACAUGGUCUCUCGGUUGUU
Molecule: messenger RNA, 3037 nt
Organism: Fimicolochytrium jonesii
Lineage: Eukaryota; Fungi; Chytridiomycota; Chytridiomycetes; Spizellomycetales; Powellomycetaceae
Exons: 4
Coding region: 119-2713 (864 amino acids)
Source: RefSeq, a predicted model, not a curated record